CAACAAGAAGAGUUUUUUUUUUUGACAAACGAUUUAAUCCAACAAGAAGAGUUAAACUGGGAAAGACUCUUCCCUUUGAGCAAGUGCAGAAAAAAGCCCAUGGCAUCUCUAUGCUGCUCUACCACCACCACCAUCAUCUUCUCCGGGAAGAUUCCUCCACCGAUCAGAAAGCAUACUCAAUUCCCCAAACUAAACCGUUUAAAGACUCAGAAACAGAGUAUUACAGAGCGGAGGAGAUUGAUCGUUGGAUCAAUCAUAGAAGACAGAGAAGCAAUCGAUGUGAAGAAGAGUGACACCUUCGAUCCACAACAAGAAGAACCUAAAGAAGUAGAUAGAGACUCCGAUCGGCUGAUGAGUCGAGGGAUCAACGCAGCCAUAGUUCUCGCCGCCGGCACCGUUGCAGUCACCAAGCUUCUCUCCAUCGAUCAUGACUAUUGGCAUGGCUGGACUCUGUACGAGAUACUUAGGUACGCACCUGAACACAACUGGGUUGCGUAUGAGCAAAUCCUCAAAACAAAUCCAGUUCUAGCGAAGAUGGCCAUCAGUGGAGUUGUCUAUUCUCUAGGAGAUUGGAUUGCACAAUGUUACGAAGGAAAGCCUCUGUUUGAGUUUGAUCGAACUCGUGUACUUAGAUCAGGUCUUGUCGGUUUCACUCUCCAUGGUUCACUCUCUCACUAUUACUACCAAUUCUGCGAGGCUCUGUUUCCUUUUCAAGAUUGGUGGGUUGUUCCUGCAAAAGUGGCAUUUGAUCAAACCGUGUGGUCAGCUAUUUGGAACACUAUCUACUAUACUGUUUUAGGGUUAUUGCGUUUCCAGUCCCCUGAUAAGGUUUUCGGCGAAAUCAAGACCACGUUUUGGCCAAUGAUUACUGCAGGGUGGAAGCUUUGGCCAUUGGCUCACUUGGUUACGUAUGGUGUGAUUCCUGUAGACCAAAGGCUUCUUUGGGUGGAUUGUAUCGAACUCAUUUGGGUCACUAUACUGUCUACUUACUCAAAUGAAAAAGCAGAGGCGCAAACAACAGGGGAAACAAACUCCACUACUGAGCUGUUUUGUACUUCUCAGGACUAGGACAUAUCUGCAUGGCAGCAUCAAGUUUAUGAAGAACAUCAAGCAUAGUUUUUUUUUCUCUUAUAUAUAUAGAAAUUUAAAACAUGUAUAUAUACAUUUGAUUUGAUUCCAAGAGAGAAUCGAAUCUAUUGUGCAAUACAUCACCAGCCAAUAAACACACAGAUUGAACGGCACACAGUGCUGAGGCAUAAGAACUAGAAGGUACAGUUUUCUCAGAAACAAUAUUAGACGCUAA
This is a messenger RNA of Raphanus sativus (radish), 1303 nucleotides long. Its product is annotated as protein SYM1. The record is from RefSeq and is a predicted model, not a curated record. The transcript is spliced from 8 exons. The coding region runs from base 100 to 1068 and encodes 322 amino acids. Gene Ontology annotation, cellular component: membrane; cytoplasm. Lineage: Eukaryota; Viridiplantae; Streptophyta; Magnoliopsida; Brassicales; Brassicaceae.